This is a messenger RNA of Phoenix dactylifera (date palm), 1379 nucleotides long. RefSeq names its product prolyl 4-hydroxylase 1. Lineage: Eukaryota; Viridiplantae; Streptophyta; Magnoliopsida; Arecales; Arecaceae. Gene Ontology annotation, cellular component: endoplasmic reticulum. Gene Ontology annotation, biological process: peptidyl-proline hydroxylation to 4-hydroxy-L-proline. The record is from RefSeq and is a predicted model, not a curated record. Gene Ontology annotation, molecular function: L-ascorbic acid binding; iron ion binding; procollagen-proline 4-dioxygenase activity.
GACCCCAGACCCAGAGACGAUUGAGGCGACAACCGAUCAACCCGUCCAACACGUCAGAGUGCUUUGAAAGCUCGAGACCCAAAAUCAAAGCCCAAAAACCACGGCAAGGAAGUCGGUUUGUCCUCCCGGCGUGCAUAAAUCCAGCGGCGUCCUCCGAAACCUCUCGCCGCGCGCGAGAGAGAACGAAAGCAAAAGGUGACCGAGUCCGAUCAUUCGGUGAUGAGUCGAUCCAAGUACAUCCUCGCGCUCCUCACCUUCGUCACCAUCGGGAUGAUCAUAGGUUCUUUAUUUCAAUUAGCUUUUAUCCGACGAUUAGAAGAGUCAUCUGGUACUUCACAUUGGGAGAAUGACAAAGAUGCCACUGUGCUUCGUCUCGGAUUUGUCUGUCAAACCUGAAGUUCUCAGUUGGUCGCCUCGAAUAAUUCUUUUCCAUAAUUUCUUAAGCACAGAGGAAUGCGAUUAUCUUAGAGCAAUUGCCAAACCUCGUCUUCAGAUUUCCACCGUCGUAGAUACCAAAACAGGGAAGGGUAUCAAAAGUAAUGUCCGUACAAGUUCUGGCAUGUUUUUGAGUUCCGAAGAGAGAAAGUUUCCGAUUAUACAGGCAAUUGAAAAGCGGAUUGCUGUCUUUUCUCAAGUCCCUGCUGAGAAUGGAGAGCUCAUUCAAGUACUGCGGUAUGAAAAAAAUCAAUAUUACAAACCGCAUCAUGAUUACUUUGCUGACACUUUCAACUUGAAGCGUGGAGGGCAACGUAUAGCAACAAUGCUCAUGUAUUUAAGCGAUAAUGUUGAAGGGGGUGAAACAUAUUUUCCUUUGGCUGGAAAUGGUGAAUGCAGUUGUGGAGGAAAGAUGAUGAAGGGGCUGUGUGUUAAGCCUAUUAAAGGAGAUGCAGUUCUCUUUUGGAGCAUGGGUCUAAAUGGGGAGUCUGACCCAAACAGUAUUCAUGGAGGAUGUGCAGUUUUGAAAGGAGAGAAGUGGUCAGCCACGAAAUGGAUGAGGCAGAGAACUAGCUAUUGAUAAUUUUCUCCCGCACAACCUCCAAUUUUUCCAGCACCUCCAUUUUUCUUGCAUGUUACAUGCUAGAUAUAAAAACUGGUCAAUAUUACGAUGACAUGUAUAUAUCUCUUUCAUUGCAAGUUUACACUAGAUUUGAGAAGAACCUUUUACAGCGUUUACGAGAAUUUGCAUUUCAGAAAGAUCCUUGGUUACAUGAAGUGGUUAAAAGAAUAUGUGGCGGUUAAUUUUGGAAUCUCCCCAGGGUAACUAGAUAUUGAAGUAGACAUGAAAGGAUGUAGGUAUCACCAACAUUGUAUUGGAAAUUUAUUCUUUUCAAUUCCAAUAGCCCUGCAUCAUGUGAGUGAACCAAUAAUUUUAGACAAAA